Meleagris gallopavo (turkey) is the source of this 1384-nucleotide messenger RNA. It is a transcript of the gene NGF, whose product is annotated as nerve growth factor. Gene Ontology annotation, cellular component: synaptic vesicle; dendrite; axon. Gene Ontology annotation, biological process: cell surface receptor protein tyrosine kinase signaling pathway; nerve growth factor signaling pathway; nerve development. NCBI's taxonomy places the organism in Eukaryota, Metazoa, Chordata, Aves, Galliformes, Phasianidae. The record is from RefSeq and is a predicted model, not a curated record. Gene Ontology annotation, molecular function: nerve growth factor receptor binding; growth factor activity.
GGUUCUAAAUGGAAAAGAGCAGGGGAAUCUUUGAACUGGUGACUGAGCACCUGGUGAAGGGGUGCUGUUGGCCUAAGGAGCACAUUGUUGGCACCUGUGCUCUCCCAUCUGCCCAGAAGGGCUGGACCCAAUGCAGAGCCAUCCUGGGCUCAGUUAAGGGGCAGCCACUGAAGGGAGAGCAUCUCUUGGACCUAGGCUGCUUCCUGAGGAGUGCUGUGAUGCCAGAGAUCCUUUCCACCAUCUGGUUGAACACUGAGUAAGCAACUCCCAGACUCAGCUACGCAGCCAAACUGGCCCGAUGGCAUGCUGCAGCCAACCCCAGCUCAGCAUCUGGAUGAAAUAAAGACCUUUCUCAGGAGCAGCUUUUUGUGCAAUAUACUCAGAGGCAGCCUGAACUUGGACAAAUCCCAUCUGCCCUUGUGACAUGUGAUGUCUGAGCUCUUCUGGGAAGGAGCGUGGGCUUUAUCUGCCCCAAAUCAGCAAUGUGGUGCGUCCCGAAAGGGCAGAUGGGAUAGAUGGAGGCUGCUGGAGGCUGCUGAGCCAGCCAGAGUGCUGGGGUCUGUCCACAUGGCAGGUGCAUAGCGUAAUGUCCAUGCUGUACUACACUCUGAUUAUAGCUUUUUUGAUCGGCACACAGGCAGCUCCAAAGUCAGAGGACAAUGGUCCACUGGAGUAUCCUGCAGAACACUCCUUACCCAGUACACAACAGAGUAACGGACAGCACAUUUCCAAGGCAGCCCCACAGACAAGCCACGGCCGCUUUGCUUGGAUGCCAGAUGGAACAGAAGAUUUAAAUAUCGCUAUGGACCAAAAUUUCUUUAAGAAGAAGCGUUUCCGGUCUUCUCGGGUCCUGUUCAGCACGCAGCCACCUCCCGUGUCAAGGAAAGGACAGAAUUCGGGAUUUCUCAGCAGUGCAGUCUCUCUCAACAGGACUGCCAGGACCAAGAGGACUGCACAUCCCGUACUGCACCGGGGAGAGUUCUCAGUGUGCGACAGUGUCAGCAUGUGGGUCGGGGACAAAACCACAGCCACUGACAUCAAAGGCAAAGAGGUGACCGUGUUGGGAGAGGUCAACAUAAACAACAAUGUCUUUAAGCAGUACUUUUUCGAGACCAAGUGCAGGGACCCUAGGCCAGUGUCCAGCGGGUGCCGAGGGAUCGAUGCGAAGCAUUGGAACUCUUACUGCACCACAACACACACCUUCGUCAAAGCACUGACCAUGGAGGGCAAGCAAGCAGCCUGGCGAUUCAUCCGGAUUGACACAGCCUGUGUUUGUGUGCUCAGCAGGAAAUCGGGGAGACCCUGAGACGGAGCUGAACCCCACAGCAACAUCCUCCUAUCCCCCUACCUCAGCCUGUAAAUUAUUUUAAGUUAAAAAAAAAAA